Messenger RNA from Candida dubliniensis CD36, 1137 nucleotides. RefSeq lists its product as uncharacterized. Lineage: Eukaryota; Fungi; Ascomycota; Pichiomycetes; Serinales; Debaryomycetaceae. Bases 1 to 1137 code for a protein of 378 amino acids. The transcript has a single exon. The record is from RefSeq and is a predicted model, not a curated record.
AUGAUAAAUGUAUUCAAACCAAUUGUGCAUCGUGAUCUAGUGCCAACUGCCUAUUAUAAUAAUGAAAUCCUACAAUACAAUGGUGUUUCUCCCACAGACACACCUAUACUACCAUUCAACCAAACCAUAGAAGAUUUAAAUAGAGAUGUUUAUGCCAAACCUUUACAUUCUCAUAAUGAUUAUUGGAGAAAGUAUCCGUUAUUUUCAGCAUUGAGUGCAGGUGCAAUUAGUGUUGAAAGUGAUAUUUGGUAUUUCCCACAAACUUAUAAAUUGACAAGAACGAUAACUCCAUCUACAAACAAUAACAAUCAUCAAGGAAACAAGUAUGAUAGUUCAAUCAAUGAAACAUUAAUUUUCAAAAAUGAUGAGAUUUAUGUUGGCCAUAGUCAAGAAUUUUUGAAACCGAUAAAUACAUUAUUUAAUUUAUAUUUGAAUCCAUUAUUCCAAUUUUUACAAUUUGUCAAUCCAAUAUAUGAAAUCAUUGAUAAUAAUAUCAACCCUGAAAAUUCUCAACUGGAACAAAAUUUAUUUACACAAUCUCAACUGGAAAAGAAUAGUGUUUUUUAUAAUAAUCCAGGACAACCACUUUAUUUAUGGUUUGAUUUCAAGACCGAUGCCAAUGCAACUUAUGAUGUAUUAAAACCAUUAUUGAAACCAUUUAUAGAUAAUGGGUAUUUGGCCUAUUAUAAUACAAGCGACGACAAGUAUUAUUCUGGUCCAUUAAUCUUAACAAUCACCGGUAACUUGCCUAUAGAAAAAGUAACUAAUGAAAAAAUAAGAUAUUUGUUCUUAGAUGGCCCAUUAGAUAAGUUUACAAUUGAUAAUAACAAUACAAAUAUAGAUGAAUUGAAAAAAUGGUCAAAAUUAUCUCGUGUGGCAAGUGGUUCUUUAGAGAAAAUUUUGGGGUCAGAGUCAUAUUCAACCAGUACCAAAACUAAUUUUAAUGAACAACAGAAAUCACAAUUGAAACAAGUACUUGAUUUGGCACAUGAAUAUGGAUUAAAAACAAGAAUUUGGGGUGACAUAACUUGGCCUUGGAACGUUUUAGAUCUGCAUUUGAAAUCUUUGUUUGAAUUAGGUUCCGAUUUGUUAAACGUUGACGAUUUGGAAAGGGCACUGGAGUUGUUUUCACAAUAA